AUGAGUCACCAGAGCGGAUCUCACAUACGACAUGCUAGAAACGGAGGAGAAGUCAAGAUCGGAAGUUAUACUGUAGAUGGAUACCAGGAAGCUACUCGCACCAUCUUCGAAUUUUACGGAUGCUAUUGGCACGGAUGCCCUACUUGCUAUCCCAAUCUACAGACCGAAACUCAUCCUCACCGGACACAAUUUACUUACCAGGAAUUACACGAGGAAACUUUAAGGAGGAAUACGGUCUUAGAGGAAAUGGGGUACUCCGUACAUAGUAUCUGGGAACACGAUUUCGAUCAACAAGUACAAAGAGAGGUGGCAUUACAGAAUUAUGUACGAGACCUGGACAUUCCAGAUCCUUUGAACCCCCGAGAAGCCCUGUACGGAGGCCGCACGAAUGCUACAAGAUUGUAUUGUGAGGAGGGGGACAUGAGAUACGUGGACGUCUGUUCCUUAUACCCUUACGUAUUAAAACACAGACCUUUUCCCCUAGGCCAUCCUCAGAUCAUAACAGACCAAUUCCAGGACGUGAGAACUUAUUUUGGCCUCAUUCACUGUCGGGUCUUACCACCCCGAGGCCUCUAUCACCCCGUUUUACCUUAUCGCACAGGAGGCAAGUUAUUAUUUCCAUUAUGUCGAACCUGUGCGGAACGACAGGACUCUACUUCUAAACAUCGAUGUCAACACACAGACCAGGAACGCAGUCUUACAGGUACUUGGGUGACUACAGAAUUACAUAAAGCCUUAGACAUGGGAUAUACUUUAGAGCGGAUUUACGAGGUUUGGCAUUUUCCAGAAAGCAGUCAAGAUUUAUUCAGAUCUUACAUCGAUACCUUCUUAAAGAUCAAACAGGAAGCCUCUGGAUUCCCACCUGAUUGUCAGACGGAGGAACAGAAACUAGAUUACAUUCGUAAAGUAAUAGACAGAGAAGGGAUUAGAAUGGACCUAUUAAAUAUAGAAAAAAAUCCUGUGCGAAGAACGAUAGCCAAACUCUUUUUAAAUUGCUUGUGGGGAAAAUUCGCUCAACGCCUGUUAUUACCUAAAACUCGAUACUUGACCGAAGAAGAGGAAGUACAGCAACUCUUACAAGAUUCGACCAUUGACAUCAAAGGGCUAGAACUCUUAGAAAAUAAAGAGCAGCCCGAAUCGGACAUGAUGCUGGUGAAUUAUCAAGAGAAACAGGAAUUUGUAGAAGAGUGUCCCUUCGGAAACGUGGUACUGGCCUGUUUCACUACCGCUCAUGCCCGAUUACACCUCUACGAGACUUUACAACCUUUAGGAGAUCGGGUCCUUUAUUUCGAUACGGACAGUAUCAUAUACCAACAUAAGGAGGGACAAUUUAAUCCUACCCUUGGCCACAGUUUAGGAGAAUGGACUGAUGAAUUAGACGGGGACCACAUUAUCAAAUUCAUGUCAGGAGGUCCUAAAAAUUAUGCUUACCUCACAUCCAAGGGAAAUUCCGUGUGUAAAGUCAAAGGAUUGACUCUUAAUUAUCGGGCUUCCAAUAUCGUAUCACCAGAGACAUUAGAAAAAAUGCUCAAGAAAGAAAUGGAUGAAAUCCAAGUCUCCUAUCCCUACAAAAUACAGAGGACUCGUCAACAUGAAGUCAAGACAAGAGAAGCUACCUUUAAAGAGGGAUGGCCCGAGUCUUUAAAAGGAUUAUUACCCAACCUAGCCAAAGCCGGAUUUUUUUACAGGGGAGUGAGUGAUAAGACCACUUGUUUUCAUUGUGGUAUGGGUUUUACCAACUGGGAACCUACAGACGAUCCUUAUGUAGAACAUGCUUAUUGGAACCCUAAUUGUCCUUACAUCAAUACCUAUAAAGGACGUGAGUGGGUGAUGAUCGUAUUUAUUAACCAUUUACUCCGGGUGGGAUACAAAGUUUCACCUGAAAUUAAACCUCUACUAGAGCAAACCUCUACAGAGAUUCAGGCCACAGGAAAAUGUCACAUUUGUUUAGAGGGAGAAUUACAAAUGGCUUUACUCCCUUGUGGACACAUAUGUUGCUGUUCAUUAUGUGCUCCCACCUUCCGGUAUUGCCCCAUCUGUCGAUCCGAUGUGAAGAGAACUCAACGUAUAUUUCUGUGUUGA
This is a messenger RNA of Saccostrea echinata, 2082 nucleotides long. RefSeq lists its product as uncharacterized. The transcript has 2 exons. Gene Ontology annotation, biological process: DNA replication. The record is from RefSeq and is a predicted model, not a curated record. Gene Ontology annotation, molecular function: DNA-directed DNA polymerase activity; nucleotide binding; DNA binding. Lineage: Eukaryota; Metazoa; Mollusca; Bivalvia; Ostreida; Ostreidae. The coding region runs from base 1 to 2082 and encodes 693 amino acids.